This is a messenger RNA of Acanthosepion pharaonis, 3156 nucleotides long. Lineage: Eukaryota; Metazoa; Mollusca; Cephalopoda; Sepiida; Sepiidae. The record is from the annotation of a GenBank genome assembly.
AUGCUUUCAUCAGGCUCAUAUCUACUACUAUUUGUUUUUUUAAUGUUAUGUAUGCAGUUCCAUUGCCAAGGAACUGUCCAGGGUCUUUCUCUACCAGAGCCCAAGUCCCUACCAAUGCAUCGAAUUUCUUCAAAAGAUCCAGUUUCUUUGUACACAGAGCAGGACUCUACGAACAUUAGCUACAAGCAACCUACUCGUAAAACUUCCAACGACUUAUACAUGGACCCAUGCAAAGCAGCGGGUUUCAUCAACGACAUUGCCUUGACAGAUGAUGAUGUUCACGAUCUUAUGAAGAUGUGGCACAACAAUAUUGAAGUACAAGUGGACGACCCUAAUGUCAGACACCCAAGAAAAAUUUCCGAACCAGUUUCUAAACGCAGACCAAGAAAAAAAAACAAAGGGAGUCACAGAAAAAGAAAAAGGUGUCGUAAAAAGGAUCCAAAAUGUAACAAAAGGAAAAGUAAAGAUACAACAAAGAAAAAUAGCCCCAAACAAAAACCAGUGUCUGAAGCAUCACGAAGUUGGCGAACACGACGAGCAGCAACAGCACGACAGGAUCGACUUUGGGAAUAUGGAGUUAUACCAUACCAGAUUGAAGCCAACUUUAGUGGUCCUCAUAAAGCUUUGUUCCGGUUAGCAAUGCGGCAUUGGGAAAAUCAUACAUGUAUAACAUUUGUUGAACGAACACCUGAACAUGAAGAUUAUAUUGUGUUCACUGAAAGACCUUGUGGGUGUUGUUCUUAUGUUGGCAAACGAGGCAACGGUGCUCAGGCUAUUUCAAUUGGCAAGAACUGUGACAAGUUUGGAAUUGUGGUUCAUGAAUUGGGUCAUGUAAUAGGAUUCUGGCAUGAACACACUCGACCAGACAGAGAUGACCAUGUACAGAUUAUUUAUAAAAAUAUCAUGCCAGGACAAGAAUACAACUUUAACAAGCUCACACCAGCUGAUGUUAACUCAUUAGGAGAGGAAUAUGAUUAUGGAAGUAUAAUGCAUUAUGCAAGAAAUACAUUUGCCCGUGCCACUUUUGUGGAUACCAUUUUGCCAAAGCGUAAAUAUGGCACUAGAGAUAUUGGUCAACGAAUAAAAUUGAGUCCAGGAGAUAUUCGACAGGCCAAUCGACUUUAUCGCUGUGCAUCUUGUGGUCGUACGCUGCAGGCAGCAACAGGAGAAUUUUCUCAUAAACCUAAUCAGCAGCGAACAGAAGAACGAGAAGUCUGUGAGUGGAGAAUAUCUGCCACUCAUGGUGAGAAAAUUGUUCUGAAUAUCACAUCAUUGGAUGUUCCUGAAUCUAGAAAUUGUGUGACAGAUUAUCUAGAAGUGCGAGAUGGAUAUUAUGAAAGAUCAACAAAACUGGGGAAAUUUUGUGGAAAAACUGUCCCUGGUGUUCUUCAGUCAACUGAUAGUCGAAUGUGGCUCCGGUUUGUGUCCACGCAAAAAAAAGGUGAAGGAUUUGUAGCUAAAUAUGAAGCCAUUUGUGGUGGUGUCAUCAACAAAAGCAGGGGUACACUGACAAGCCCAAAUUCUCCUGAUGAUUACCGAGCAAAUCAAGAAUGUGUUUGGAGAAUCACAGUGCCUAAAGCAUAUUUGGUCGGGUUAAUGUUCCAGUCAUUUGAGAUAGAAAAUCAUGACAACUGCGUUUAUGAUUAUCUUGAAAUUAGAGAUGGACCUGAUGAGACUUCUCCUUCCCUGGGGAAAUUCUGUGGAUAUAAAGUCCCAGAGGAUAUCAAAUCUAGUGGCAAUCAACUUUAUGUUAAAUUUGUCUCUGAUGGCUCUGUACAAAAAGCAGGUUUCUCAGCAACUUUUACUGAAGAGUAUAAUGAAUGCUUGACCGACUACCAUGGCUGUGAUCAUAUUUGUGUGAAUACAUUGGGUUCAUACAAAUGCAUGUGUGAAAUUGGUUAUGAACUACAUUCAGAUGGCAGGAAAUGUGAAGAUGCUUGUGGGGGCUAUAUCAGUAUUGAAAAUGGCACAUUCCAAAGCCCCUCAUUCCCUGACCUGUACCCAACCAAUAAGUAUUGUGUGUGGCAGAUUGUGGCUCCAAAACAGCACCGAAUUACACUCAACUUCUCCUAUUUUGAUCUUGAAGGCAAUAAUCAAGACUGUGAAUAUGAUUCUGUUAGAGUUUCAAAUGGAUUAAACUCUGACACAAAAGCAAUUGGAAUAUUUUGUGGCUCAACACUACCAGAUUCUAUCACUUCCUCUGAAAAUUCACUUCGUAUUGAAUUCAGUUCAGAUAAUUCAGUCCAAAAAACGGGGUUCAAUGCUACAUUUUUUACUGACAAAGAUGAAUGUGCAUUAAAAAAUGGAGGAUGCCAACAGAUCUGCAGGAAUACAAUUGGCAGUUACCAAUGUGCCUGUCAAAAUGGUUUCACUCUGCAUGAAAACAAACAUGAUUGCAAAGAAGGAGGUUGUAAGCAUCAAAUAAAAACUCCUUCAGGUAAUAUCAACAGUCCUAAGUGGCCAGACUUCUAUCCAAGCCGCAAGGAUUGUGUUUGGACAUUUACUGUCACUGACGGUCAUAGAGUCAAGUUGGAAUUUGAAGAAUUUGAAUUGGAACCCCAUCAGGAAUGCACUUACGAUCACAUUGAAAUUUUUGAUGGCACCAGCACCAAUAGCCGCAGCUUGGGGCGAUUCUGUGGAAACAAAAUUCCUCCACCCACCUACUCAAGUGGCAAUACUAUGUUCAUGAUAUUUUAUUCUGAUGCCUCCGUCCAGAGGAAGGGCUUCAGUGCUAUGCACAGCACAGUUUGUGGUGGACAUCUGUUGGCGAAGACUGAGCCCAAAUUCAUUUACUCACACGCCAAAUAUGGAGACCAGAACUAUGAUAAUGCAGCGGACUGUGAUUGGAUAAUUGAGGCAGAGGACGACCAGCGAAUUUAUGUUGAGUUCAAAGCCUUUGAAAUAGAAGAUGAGUCUGAGUGUAUGUAUGACUAUGUGAAACUUUAUGAUGGCAAGUCUGAUACUGGAUCAGCUAUUGGCAAAUACUGUGGAAGUAAUAAACCUCCUCCUGUAACAUCAUCAGGUCGUAUCUUGACUAUUCGCUUUGUGACAGAUGAUACAGUCAAUUGGAAAGGUUUUUCUUUGACUUAUCGCUUGGCUGAGGACCAAAGCACAGGAGGAGGAGAAACACAAGAAUUACCUGAAGUACAGGGAUGA